AUGUCCGUAUUUGUUCCGCCUACACUGAACGCUGAUCAGGAAGAGGGGCGGCUGUCUCGCAUGCUUUGUCGUCCUACAAAACGAAAGUACAGCGCUGUACGUAUCGUAAACACUGUUUCAACUGGUCAGUUCACUAUAAUACUAAUUAUUGAUUAA
Loa loa (African eye worm) is the source of this 156-nucleotide messenger RNA. RefSeq lists its product as hypothetical. NCBI's taxonomy places the organism in Eukaryota, Metazoa, Nematoda, Chromadorea, Rhabditida, Onchocercidae. Bases 1 to 156 code for a protein of 51 amino acids. The transcript has a single exon. The record is from RefSeq and is a predicted model, not a curated record.